AUGGAUAUGUUUGUCGCGGAAGCCGCUGUAGAAGGUGGCGACGUCAGCGGCGCACCGUCAUCCGUGGUGGAUGGAUCUUCUUCGCUGCGAGAGUGGUUUCGUCGUAGGAGUGAGAGGGCAGCGGCCGACUUUGACCGCUUAUGGGUGCUGGAGAAUCAGGAGAGGGUUAGCUUUGCUGCCGCCAAGAUUGGGAUGCGGAAGGUGCUGUUGCUGGUGCUGAUAGUGCUUCUGUCUCUUGCUGGUGCUGCUGCUGCUGCUGCUGCUGCUGCAGGCCGCCCCGGAGAGAGUGUAUGGGCAGACGCCUUGCUGCUGAGGUUUAUGUCGGUCCCGAUGACAGGUGCAGUGGGAAUGGGAGGAUGGUGCCAGAAGGGAUGGGAGAUUGUGGAUGUGUGCAUAGCAGCUGGAAUGCCACAGGCGUGGAGAAGACGGGAGCAGAUUGAGGUGGAUCAUCACGUACCUAUCGCCAGCGUCCGACAUGUUGCAGAGCAGUAA
Colletotrichum costaricense is the source of this 492-nucleotide messenger RNA. RefSeq lists its product as uncharacterized. The record is from RefSeq and is a predicted model, not a curated record. The coding region runs from base 1 to 492 and encodes 163 amino acids. The transcript has a single exon. NCBI's taxonomy places the organism in Eukaryota, Fungi, Ascomycota, Sordariomycetes, Glomerellales, Glomerellaceae.